UACAUAUCUAAUCAAAUUUCUCUGGUUAUGGAAAUACUGUUUGAUUAAGAAUUCAUUAUAUAUACUAAAUGAACAAGGACUACAUGAUUAUGUAACGACGAGUUAGUCUCUUGUUUUUGUUUAAUCAUGGAAUUAUUGGAAAGUUUGCUGAAUGCUUAUGUUUCAAGUGCAGUGCUUGGAGUCAUAUUACUUUAUAUCCUUUAUCGAUUCUCUGUAAGGAAUCAUAAUGUGUGGAAAGAGAAAAAUGUACCAUUCGUUAAACCCUAUCCGUUUGUUGGAUCUCUGUUGCCCACUUUGCGAUACGGCUUUGAAGUGUUGGAUUUUGAAAAUCUUAAGAAGUCAGGCAGAAUCUACGGGUACUAUGAUGGAAAUAAUCCCGCUUUAAUGAUAGCAGAGCCAGAACUUUUGCGAGACAUAUAUGUGAAAGAUUUUCAAUCCUUCCUAGAUCAUACAGAUUUCGGAACAGGAGAAGAAUUACUUGAAAAAAUGCUGAUAAUUGUUGGGGGAGAAGAUUGGAAACGAAUUAGAAUGGUUGUUUCUCCAACAUUUUCGACCGGCAAACUCAAAAAGAAUGUAUGGCUCAUUUACAGUAGACAUAAUUGCAAGUUCAGCCUUUUCUACUAAAAUUGAGUCCCGCAACGAUCCCAAUAAUAUAUUUGUCAAACAUGUGAAAAGAAUGUUCGAACAGAAUCCUAGCUUUCGUCAAAUACUUGCCUUUGCGGCUCCAAAUCUGGCAAGAAAACUGGGUGUGAAAAUCGUUCCUCAGGAUUCCUUGAACUUUUUCCGUGACACAAUUUAUGAAAUAAUCAAGCAAAGGAGAGAGACGGGACAGACAAGAAACGAUUUUCUACAGUUAUUGCUGGAAUGUGCAAAUGAAAUUCCAAAAGAAGACCUUAAUGAACUAAUGUCAGAAGAAGUCACUCAGAAUUAUGGUUCAGAAUCUGCUGAUCGUACAUAUUUCAAAAAUAUAUCAUCAAAAAGUCUGUCGAUGGAUGAGAUUGUAGCUCAAUGUAUCCUAUUCUUUAUUGCUGGAUAUCAGACCACAACAUUGCUGCUUGGAUACACAACAUACAAUUUAGCCGUGAAUCAAAAAAUUCAAGAUAAGGUCUUCGAGGAAAUUAAGGAACAGCUGAGAGAAACUAAUGGCAAAGUAACUUACGAAGCAAUUCAGAAUAGGAAAUAUUUAGACAAUGUUAUUUCUGAAGCACUUCGAUUGCAUCCACCUGUUGUAAGGUUGGACAGAAUAGCUGUAGUAGAUUACAAGUUAAAAGGCACAGAAAUCACCAUUCCUAAGGGAACGACUGUUACCACUCCAGUUUAUGCUAUGCACAGGGAUCCAGAAUUUUUUCCUGAUCCUGAAACCUUCGAUCCAGACAGAUUCAGUCCAGAAAAUAAAGAUAAAAUUAUUCCGUACUCCUAUUUACCAUUUGGUUCCGGACCUAGAAAUUGUAUUGGAAUGCGAUUCGCUCUUUUGGAAACCAAAAUAUGCCUUACCUAUGUCUUAAGUACUUUCCAAGUACUAACUGGUCCAGAAACAAAGAUACCCUUAGAACAUCUAGCAGGAGGUCUAGGUUUUCUUCGGCCAAAGGAUAUUACUCUUCGAUUUAAACAGAGAGAUGAUUGUCCUUUAAAAUGAUGACAGAAAAAUCAUACUCAACUUCAUUCA
Messenger RNA from Parasteatoda tepidariorum (common house spider), 1666 nucleotides. RefSeq names its product cytochrome P450 3A9. Gene Ontology annotation, molecular function: iron ion binding; oxidoreductase activity, acting on paired donors, with incorporation or reduction of molecular oxygen; heme binding. NCBI's taxonomy places the organism in Eukaryota, Metazoa, Arthropoda, Arachnida, Araneae, Theridiidae. The record is from RefSeq and is a predicted model, not a curated record.